Molecule: messenger RNA, 1098 nt
Organism: Malassezia restricta
Lineage: Eukaryota; Fungi; Basidiomycota; Malasseziomycetes; Malasseziales; Malasseziaceae
Exons: 1
Coding region: 1-1098 (365 amino acids)
Cellular component (GO): nucleus; cytosol
Molecular function (GO): RNA 7-methylguanosine cap binding; mRNA binding
Source: RefSeq, a predicted model, not a curated record
AUGGCGGAGGAAAACAUGGACUUGGGCACAUCAGAAGCAUCGACCAACGAUGUCGAUGUUCCCAAGAAAAUUAUGUAUGCGGUACCCGAAGAAAUGCAGAGAAAGAUUGAUGAGAAUGAAUACGAGAGAGAUUCUCUGCAUGCUCCCACCAAGGAAGCACCAGAUGUGGGGACCCCACCAGCGGCUCCACCGAUUGAAUAUGGCGACUCAAUACGUCCCGUUGCUUUGCACCUAGAGGGUGAACUCAUCACACAAUUAUCUACCUCACGACUCAUGGCUUUUGUCGCCUACUCGGGCGCACAAGCCAAAGGUGUUGAAUGGAUUAACGAUACGCGUUGUGUCUUAGUAUUCGAGUCACCUGAGCGCGCACUCGAGGGCUUGAAGCACUUGUGUUAUGAUGCUGUCGAAGAUGAUGUCAUACGGGAACCCAAUUUCGAAGAUCCAGAGUCGCCUCUUUUGCGCGCGCGACUCGUAAUGGCGUUUCCUCGGAAGCUCUACAAUACCAUUGAACAGCAAGCAGCGGCCGAGCUCCCUGACGUUUUAUCUAAGCUUGCUGAAGAACACUCAAAAUCUACUUCCUCUACGGAACCGGUGCCAGAAAUUUAUCGAGAAAUGGAACUUGAGGAAUUAGAGCGCCAAAUGCUGUCCGAAGAUCACCGUCGUGUCAGGCAACUUCGCCAAGGCCCCUGGAUUCGGUUCGCACUGCAUAAUUACGAUACAAAGUCUCCUCGCUCAGCAUCAAAAAGUAACUGGUACAAGCAGCAUGGCCGUGGAGCUGGGAAAGAAAUUGUAACGCGGCUCUUGGACGUUGGUGAACCGACUUCUCAACGACGUCACAGACGCUCGCGCCGGGAAAGACGCGAACGAGAUUCUCGCAAAGAAAACUCCGAACAGAUGGAUGAAGAAUACACGCCCUUAUCCCUACGCGAUAGAAUUGGUGGAAGGCGUGGCCGUGACUGGGACAAAGAUGAUGACUUGCAUCACGCAAGAGAACGCUCCAUGUCUCCAGUGUCGGAAGGGGGUGCAAUCCGCAUCCGUGGUCGAGGCUCUGUACGAGCGCCAAACGCAGAAUCAACUGAAUACAGUAAUCAAAACUAA